Molecule: messenger RNA, 3162 nt
Organism: Colletotrichum spaethianum
Lineage: Eukaryota; Fungi; Ascomycota; Sordariomycetes; Glomerellales; Glomerellaceae
Exons: 3
Coding region: 1-3162 (1053 amino acids)
Source: RefSeq, a predicted model, not a curated record
AUGAACCAGAGGCCAAGCAAGCUUCGGAAGCAGACGCACCACGGGCCCCUCUUCGCCACGGGCCCUGUGCCGUUGAGCACCGACGGCUUUGCCUCGCUUCCGCCUCGCUGGCCGCCUGUCGAGUACUCCCUUGCCGACUUCUACCACGGGCCCGCCAUCUACGGCGAGAAUGCCUGGCCCCAAGGCCAUGGAGUUGGUCAGAUAGACCAGCCCUUUGCCAAACCUUUGCCCACGGACGACCAAUCGGGACUUUCCUUUCUUCAGCCUGCCUCGUCGCUCACCCAGGUAUCUCCCCGGGCGUUGAGCACCGUGUCCAGUGUGACCUUCUCUUCGCCCUCUGUCGUCUCCCAGCCAUCUUCUGCCGAGUCGGGUGUGUCACCGACCCAUACGGAGUUUCCGUACGAGUUGCCGACAAGGAAGACGUCGCCUUCCACUACUUCGUCUGUGACUCAAAGUGCCACCCAGCCAUGUGGCAACCAGGCACAGAGCCGCUACCUCUGUCUUACUCUCCCACCACGACAUCGUCGCACUGGGGUCCAAGACUUGGAGUCUAAAUGCAAGACAGUCCAUACACACACUUGCAACUGGGCCGGUUGCACCCAACCAAGCUUCUCCACCAAGGACGGCCUCACGUGGCAUGUCAAGCUGGAGCACCUUCUCAUCUGCCCAGCGCCAGGUUGUACCGAGAGUUCGUUCCAGACCAAGCAGAUCCUCGAGAGUCACAUCAGAUGCGCCCACCCGGAAGCUAGCGGUGAAAACAAGGGCCAAGGCCAGGAGCAUAAGAUAAAAUCAAAACCGGUGGCUCAGGCCAUGGCUUCCACGAACUCUUUCCAGGGAUCCAGCGUCGUUGUAGCGCCACCACAGAACCCCAACGAGGAUCGGGCCAUCAAGCAGGUACUGUCUGUGGCUAUUUCCAAGAAGAAGUGCCGUGAGCAACUCAGGAACGUUGUCGAGAAGAAGUUUAGAAAAAAAAAUGAGAAAGAAAGCUUCCCUGUCGUCUGGGAACACGGCGUCCUCCCGUUCCUCGUCGAGUUCAUCCCUAAAUGGUGCGGGCCGAACCACGUCGUCAGCGUCACCCGCGGUAAGACGCCAGGGUCCCGACGGGUCUGCAUCAUGACCAAGACAAAGCCAUCUCGAACUCGCCGCAUCAUCAUCGCAGCACACGUCAGAGACCUCCUCCCCGAAAACCAUCGAUCCACCGUCACAUUUGUCUUUGUCACCGGCGCCGUCGACCGCAUGGUCUGGGCGAGAGGGCUGAGCAAGGAGAUGCCGGACGAGGUCUGCCUGGCCAGGAACCCGUACUACUUCAAGAACCCGUGCAUGGGCGACAGCAUCGGCGUCGACGGCACCGACGACUUCGCGGAGAGUACUUCCACUCUGGGCCCCUGCUUGCUCGUUGGCGGCGGCAGCUACUGGCUUGCCAACUUCCACCCCUUCGUUGACGCCUACCAGCACCUAUCAUCGGUCAACGUGGAGCAUCCCUCUCCCAGCGACCGGGCAAGAUGCAUCGACGAGCGGCACGACGCCAUGCCUGACACAGACUUCACGAUCGGCAGCCUAACCGCCACCUCCGGCAUCGACCUCAAGACCACCCGCAUUUCCCACGACCCCUACUGGGAGGAAUGCGACAAGGAACCCCCUUUGAUCGUGACCGACUGGAUCCUCAUUGCGUCCAAGACCCGCCAGGCAAACAUCCUCCGCCGGUUCCCCUCCGACACCAUGCCGCUCCUGAAAGAAGUCCCUGUCAAGAUGACAAGCGCAGUCGUCCCGGGCGCGACCGUAGUCUCCACCGGACGCACGUCGGGCCAACAGCGCGGCCAGAUCUGCGAGAUCCCAGCCUACAUGAGCGCCGAGGAGAACGGCACCGGCAAGGCCACGCGCGAGUGGUUCGUCGAAGAGCCGUACCCCUUUGACGACGAGGAGGGCUGGAUCCGCGGGGGCAUCGGCGUCGAGGGCGAUAGCGGCGCCGCCAUCGUCGACGUCGACACCAACGCCCUCGUCGGCCAGCUCUGGGGGCGCAACAAGUACUUCGGCACGGGCCCCCGCCUGACCUUCUUCACGCCAAUCGGCGACCUCUUUGACGAUAUCCAGGAGCGGUGCGACCAGCAGGCGCGGCCGCAGCUCCCGCAGUACCGUGACGAGUCGGACUGCUACCCGGUCGACCCCAGCUGCCGGCAAUGCUUCGACCUGCGCGCCUACCUCGACAGCCGCCGCAACUCGCGCGAAUCGCUGCGCUCCAUGAUUGGCCGCAACGAAAGCGACCACGGCGACCUGACGUCGGUGGGGGGCACGUCGGAGCUCGCCACGCCAAAGGACCACGCGUUCUGGUCUCGCAGCAGCUCAGGCGUCGAGGAGGUCGGGUCGUCGUUCACCAGCAUCAUGUCACCGUCGCCCACUCACCCCUUCUCCUUCACCCCGCAGCCCGGCACCCCGGGCAUCGUGGACGUCAAGAGCCCGUACGCCCUCACGCUUAGCGCGGAGGACCUGUACGACGAGGAAGGGUUCGCUCACUCAACGGGCGUCGCCCCCGGCAAGCGUGCAGCUGCGGCGCCCCUUUCUCCUCGGGGCUGGGAUCCCGUGCAUCAGCCGGGGAACCCGCCUCUCGCCAUCUUCUUGGCCCUCUGGUCUCGCCGGUUGUGGUUCGCCCUCGAGCCCUUGCUGGCCUCCUUUCUCCUCCGCGCGGCCUCGGUCUCCUUCUCGCCCGUCGGGCCCGCCACGUUGCCGCCUCCCCUCCCGCCGCCUCUGCCACGUCCACGACCCCCGCGAGCACGGCCGCCUCUGCCGCCCCUCGACGAACUUCCUCCGUCGGGGUCGGACUCCUCGGCGCCUGAGCCAGCCGGACUGGCUCGCCAUGCCGUCGACAAGAUCUCGGUCUGGGUGCCGGUGAACGCCGCGGCGCCGUUGUACUUGGCCUCGAGGCGUCGCUUCUGGCCGGGAUUCCUUGAGAGCAUCACAGCCCAGCCCUCAAUCGCCUCGUCUGUCAUGCCCGUGUCCUCCCUCAACUUGCUUCUCGCCGGGCCUCUCCUCGUCGUAGCCUGUCUGUCGAACACGGCGGGAUCCGCCUGGAAGGCCUUGUACAGCGUCUCCUCGCUGGCGUCCUUCUGUCCGUCCGCCUCUUCGUUGGCAUUGUCUACUGUUCCGCCAACAUCGUCUGCGUCGUAG